This is a messenger RNA of Parasteatoda tepidariorum (common house spider), 811 nucleotides long. RefSeq lists its product as uncharacterized. Lineage: Eukaryota; Metazoa; Arthropoda; Arachnida; Araneae; Theridiidae. The record is from RefSeq and is a predicted model, not a curated record.
AUCCGUAUUGUCUGAAACGGUGAAUAGUUGAUGAGGCGUCGGCGCAGGUAACAAUUCGAAUAAUUCCAUAUUAAUUCACGUUCACGGGUUUUCGAAUCUUUCCAAGAAAACCGUUAUCAUUCAAGGACUUUUAAAUGUGAAAAUGAUUCGAAAAUAAUUGCGUUUUUUCUAUGUUUCCAAUAUAUAUAUAUGUCUAAGGAGAUGAAACAAAAUCGUAAUAUUGUUUCGAAUCUGAUAAACGUGAAUAACGAUGUGUUUCAGGAUUGGGUUAGUUUUAUUCUUUGCUGUGUUCGCUUACGUUGUUCUAUGUGAUGGUGAUGAUGGUUGCGAUGAAGUGGAUCCUCCCCUGCAGACGAUGAAGCAUAAGGAUUUAGUCAAAACGAUUUCCUGCAUUAAUGAAGCUCAAAACAAGACUAUUUGCAAAAAGUUUCAUCACUGUGAAGAAAAGAUGCCAAAAGUGGUGAAAAAGGAAUUUAAGAAUUGUGACAAGGAUUAUUCCGGUGAAGGAACUAAAAAAUGCAUGAAAGACGGAUCGAAAAUGUUCGAAUCUAAAGAUCACCCAGAAAAGAUCAUGAAAUGCAUGAAAGAAAAAAGCCCAGAGAUGGAUGAUGAGGACAAGAAGGAUAUGAAACACUUUGAAGAAUGUAUAAAAAAGCUACAUCAGGAACAUUGCAAUAUAACUAAAGCUGCCGAACUGUGACCGUCACUUUUCAAGCAGACGAAUUUACUUGAUCUGUACUUUCGAUGCACACCUAUGCAGUACACUUAUUAAAUAUGUUCACUUUUAAAUAAAAAUUAAUAAAAUAAUUUA